Molecule: messenger RNA, 415 nt
Organism: Aspergillus japonicus CBS 114.51
Lineage: Eukaryota; Fungi; Ascomycota; Eurotiomycetes; Eurotiales; Aspergillaceae
Product: RidA family protein
Exons: 3
Coding region: 65-415 (116 amino acids)
Cellular component (GO): mitochondrion; cytosol
Molecular function (GO): deaminase activity
Source: RefSeq, a predicted model, not a curated record
CUUCAGCAAUACCACAACCACAACCACAACCACAACCACCAAUCCCCAUUCCACCCCAAUCAAAAUGUCCCGCCAACUCAUCUCCAGCGAGAAGUUCCCCCCCAAGCCUCACAACUGCCCAGCCGUAAAAGUCCCCGGCCUCGUCUUCUGUGCCGGCCAAACCGCCACCGGCGAGAUCAAGCAAGCCACACGAACCGUGCUCCAAAACCUCAAAGAAGUGCUCGAACUAUCCGGCUCCUCCCUGGAGCAAGUGGUCAAGUACAACGUCUACCUGGCGGACAUGAAGGACUUUGCGGCGAUGAACGAGGCGUACAUUGACUUCCUUCCGAAGCCGAUGCCCUCGCGGUCGUGUCUGCAGGCGGUCGCGCCGGGGGCGGGGACGGUGAUUGAGAUUGAGUGUAUUGCGCAGGUUUGA